UUAAACCAACAAAUAUUUCAACAACCUUCUUUCAGCAUGCAGGUCUGUUUUGAUGUGGGCUAUCCAUAAGUAAUCGCUCGCCGUUAACACCUUUUUUAUGAAUGGCACUUAUUAAUGGUCUCAUUAGCACUUGUAGACCCACUGAAAGACACAGUCUGUAUAAAUGAAGCCUGUUUUUAUCGGUCUUUCUGAGUUUGGAUCUGAAGCUCAUCAUGACUAACGGAGAGACCGCAGAGUUCAGCAGUUUUCUGGCGCAGUCCAGUGGCGCUCCGAGAAGGAGAUUGAAGCAGUGUGCAGCAGGAACAUACACCGGGCUCAUUGCAUAUGCAAUUCAAGAAUCACCGGACAAGAAGCUCACAUUCAAAGAGAUAAUGACGAAGCUGGAACCAUUUGUGUUUGGAGAAAAAAGGAGCAUUGAGAACAACAUCAGAGUCUGUCUAUCGUCGAACAAGUGUUUUGUGAAGGUGCCAGUCGAUCCAGAUUAUCCAAAUCCCAAAAAGAAUUACUGGAAAGUGGACGAAAAUGGCAUUACUCCAAAAAUGCUCCGCCGACAUUUCAAACACAUUAUGCACAUGUUUCCUGGUCUUAUGGCACGUGGAGAUUAUUCACGUGUUCAUGAUGACACACUCGUGCCAGUCUGCAAGGCUACAGAAAAUAAAAGCGAAGUCAAGUUUACAGGCCCGUUCUCCAUUGAAUCUUUGCUAAAGAGUGACCAUGGAGUGAAACGCAUGCGCAGUACGCAGAUGGAGGAACAUCCACACUACAGAGAAGCGCAGUGUGCAGCGACAAAGAGAAAACACAUGUAUGCUGCAGUGGAGUGUUUUUACCCUGUUUCAGCAGAAGGAAACCACUUAGUCUCGACGAAAAGGCCUCGACUAUCUUCAGGACCUCAGUUAGGACUGUUUUUCCUUCAGCAGAUCCAGUAUGAUCGUACUCUCUUUAGCUCUCCUCUAAUGUUCAAUACAUUUGUGAGCUGGUGAACAACGAGAAAGAUCUUAUGUAAAUAG
This is a messenger RNA of Danio rerio (zebrafish), 1007 nucleotides long. Lineage: Eukaryota; Metazoa; Chordata; Actinopteri; Cypriniformes; Danionidae. Gene Ontology annotation, biological process: regulation of DNA-templated transcription; tissue development; cell differentiation. Gene Ontology annotation, molecular function: DNA binding; sequence-specific DNA binding; DNA-binding transcription factor activity. Gene Ontology annotation, cellular component: nucleus. The record is from RefSeq and is marked predicted.